This is a messenger RNA of Mizuhopecten yessoensis (Yesso scallop), 1621 nucleotides long. RefSeq names its product rab3 GTPase-activating protein catalytic subunit-like. The record is from RefSeq and is a predicted model, not a curated record. The annotation marks the transcript as partial. The transcript has 16 exons. Gene Ontology annotation, molecular function: GTPase activator activity. NCBI's taxonomy places the organism in Eukaryota, Metazoa, Mollusca, Bivalvia, Pectinida, Pectinidae. Gene Ontology annotation, biological process: positive regulation of GTPase activity.
CCGAAAGUUAACACAUAUUUUACUCGAAAGGUUCCGUGAUGGCUGCUGAUGAGGAUGCAGAUGUUUUUGAAAUCACAGAUUUCACAACAGCCUCAGAAUGGGAAAGAUUUGUGGCAAGAUUGGAAGAAAUUCUUCAUGAGUGGAAACUAGUCAGUGUACAAUCACGUCAUCCUGUCACCAAGGCUGAUCAGAAUAAUGGAACGUGGAUUGAGAGGACAGAGGAGAUCUUGUUUGCUGACUUCAAGUUUAUAGCUUCUCACCACUAUCUAAAACCUGCUGCUUCCUCCCCUGACCAAACACCAGACAUGAGACAAAGUCCAGAUGAGGAGAUCGAGGAGGUAGAGGAAAACGAGGAUGUGAUACCAACAGUGAUGAUGGAUAUGAUGAACACAGAGAAUGACUUCCCUUCUAAAGCACACUUCCUGUCUAGGUUGUAUGGUCUACAGGAGUUUGUCGUGAUAGCACCCUCCAGUAAGUCCGACGCCAUUGAUAGUGAGAGUCGAAUCAAACUACUCCUCAGUUCUGUGUCUAUAGCCCUGAGUAAUGCUGGAUGUCCAGUGCCAGUGUUUGUACAAAUCCAGCAAUUUUGGCGACAGAUGUAUUCUGGGAUUUGUUUGAUGUCGGGGACAACCAUCAACUUUGAUGUGAUACAGUUUCAAAGAGUGCCUCCCCAGUAUAACCAUUUGGCAGGUCUGCUGGACGUGUUUAAAGCUAAGCUUGCAACACAAGUAACCCCAAGGCCAAAGGUCACUGUAGCAGUGAGAUUUACCUACUUCCUCCAGGAAUGGGUCAAUUCCCCUUGGCCACAAGAACCACCUGUGGGCGACUGUAGUGGAAGUGAUUUGUCUUCUCUGAUGGAGGAUGAGAUUGGGUGUACGUCAUUCAGUACUCUGCCAUUUGGAGCAAGUGAAGAUCCAGUGAGUGAACUUCGACUUGCCUGCACCUGGCCCAGUCUAUCUGAGGAUAUGAUCGUUGAGAACCAGAAUUACAGUGACCUUGACCCACUGCAGGCUCCUCAGUGGUCAGUAAAAAUCGGCAUGUCAGAUGACCCUAAUUGCUUACUAGGCCAUUACCUACAGAGCUUUGUGAAGCAUGGCUACAGACAGGAGACUACAGAAGAACUACUCUGGAAUAUGGUGGUCACAGAUGAGGAGCCAGACCAGACGGGAGACAUCAGCCAAGCUCUUCAGAAACUGACAGAGCCAAAUGUAGGCUACAGCAUUCCGUCAAUCUCCAACGUGGUCAAUCGGGCCAGUAGUCGCAUGACUGUGAAGACAGGGGUGGCACCAAUAUCUGCAGAUCUUCUCAACGAGAUUCUUGAGCUUUUGUUCCCGGAUGCAAAGGAUUCUUUUGAGAAACAAAAGGAAGAUGGUGAAGAGGAGAAGGAGACGGAUGCAACAGAAACUGAUCCUCCAGAGUCAGACAACCGAUACACAGAGGUCCUCAGGAACCUAUCAAAGCAGUUGAAGUCUUGUCCCAAAGACACAUUGGUGCAUAGCCUUGCUGUGUGUCUUUGUAUUAUCAACAUUGGUAAUGGGGGCCUGCGAGGCUUGGCCCAACUAUGGCAGGAGUUUGUGCUGGAGAUGAGGUACAGAUGGGAGAAUAAAUGUUUGAUCAAAGG